Messenger RNA from Bactrocera oleae (olive fruit fly), 4390 nucleotides. The record is from RefSeq and is a predicted model, not a curated record. NCBI's taxonomy places the organism in Eukaryota, Metazoa, Arthropoda, Insecta, Diptera, Tephritidae.
ACCGGCUCUAACUUGAAUACUGGCUUUAACUUAAAAUGAGGCAAAGUGCGUGAAACAGCGGAACAGGAAAUAAUUCAUACUACUUGACUGAUUAAGGCCCCUAUUACGGUUUUCAACCCAACUGUAUUUUGGUUGAAGUUUUGAAAUUCGGUAUUAUGAUUUUGAACUCAACCCGUCAAAAAAAAAAAUUCAGUUGAAGUGUUGUCAAACACUUGUGAUCCGCCACCGUCAAAGGAUAUUGAAACCUUACUCAAGAGACACUUUGAACGUUUUACAACAAAUUAUGAACGUGAGUUCAGGGACCUAAAAAAAUCAGUUGUAAGUGAAAUCAAGGACUUAAGAAAAGAGACUUACUUCAGUUGAAGACGAGCUAAACGUAGAUCUGAGGCUGCCUACCAGUCAGAAAGAGUUUUUCACUAAACUGUCGGAACGAAAACGCCGUGAAACCAACGUGAUUGCCCUAAAUAUUCCUGAGUCUGAUAAAGCUGCUGGAAAGGACCGUUUAGAGGAUGACAGAACAAAGUUAGUCACAGCUUUGCCUCUCAGUCUCAAGGAUGAGGCCACUGAACUCAAGUUACGUAGACUGGGUCGUCCUACACCUGGACGUACACGUCCUCUUCACAUUACCACCCGCUCAGCAGCCGAUGCAUUUUCCAUUAUCAAAUACAGACCAACAGACGUAAACUCAGGUUUUAUUUUCAAGACUGAUCUAACUCCCUCUCAACAACUUCAUCUGAAAAAUUUGCGUCAAGAGCUUGAUUCAAUCGUGAAGAGUGGUGAUGAGAGUAACACAAUUAAAUAUAUCCAUGGUGUCCCAAGAAUCGUUAAAAGAAAUUUUCGUCCGCUCAACGAGCAAGAAGAAAGUAUCUUACGUCCACCUGUGCUACCAGAACGUCAGAGGUCUGCGUACAAAACUCUCAACAUUUCAAACCGCAUUAGCGGUUAACCAGUACGACGUUGUAUGUAUUUCGGAAUCCUGGCUUCACUCAUCCAUAUGUGAUGGUGAAGUCAUUGAUUCAACAUAUAGUAUUUACCGUAAAGAUAUUACCUUGGACACUCAUUAGACUAUUCAAGUCACUUGUACUACCAAUUUUACAAUAUGGUUCGGUAAUCUGGUCUCCCUACACUAACACGACAAUCGAUAAAGUUGAAAAGGUGCAGCGUAAAUUCUGUAAGUCACUGGCCUAUAAACUAUCUUCACCAAGUCACAUCUGCUCUACUGAUGAGGUCUACCAGUGCUACUGUAUAAACAAACUGUCUUCUCGUCGACAGGUCGCUGACCUAUGCUUUUUCUACAAAGUAGUCAAUAACAUCACUGAUGCUCAUGAGAUCCUAAACAGUUUUGAACUCGCCCCUGCUGGUCUUACCCUGAGGCGAAAUAGAUUACUAAAAACAUCGAAAUCCAAGAACAAUUAUGUUAUCCAUGGUCCUCAGAAUAGACUGGCUAAUUUAGUACAUUCACUUCAAGGUGAAAUUGAUUUCUAUGGAGGAACAUACGCUGCUUUUACCGAAAACACCAGGAGACACCUGCUCGUCUGAAUUACAUCUAAAUCAAGUCUGAAUUACAUAUUAACUUACAAUUAUUUAAAUAUUUUCCAGAUAUUACAAUAAUAUACCCUAGCUACUUUUGUAUAAUACUUUAAUUCUUUAUUAUAUCGAUGUAUAUUGCCGAUUGGCGUUUAAAUAAAUAAAUAAAGAGUCGAUACAACAUACUACUUCUAGGAAUAUGCUCCUUUUCAGUCAUUGGUGUUUUAUCCACAUCGCACAAAAACGGUGUUCAUAAUAUUUAAAAGCAGAUUUUGUAACAACCAUAGAUAUCGUAAAGUUCGAAUUUAUUAAAAUGCAUUUGUGAUAACUACCCGCAGGAAGGAAAUGGAUAGUUUGUGGUAACGUUCCUUCACAUCAUUUAGUAAGAAACAAAAUGAUUCCUCGUUUAAAAGAAAAAAAACUUAUAAAUCUGCAAUAAAAAUGAUUAAGGACCCAUUUAAUUUUCAAAAAAACUUUGGCUUACCUGGUGUUAAGAAGUUCGAAUGGAUUUGAGUUAUCACGAAGGCUUUUCCUUAUGCGCUGCACAAAAGUUUCGGCCCCAACAUUUUUGUCAUCGUAAUAUAAUAUAAAUCAAAACUAAUGUCCAUUUUAAUAAGUAUUCACUUUUUUGUGAGCAAAAACUUAAUUAAAUAGUUUUGAUUUUUUGAUUUAAAGUUUGAUUUUUUAGUUUGGAAAUACCAAUCAAACUUCGACCGAAAAUAGUUGAAAAUCGUAAUACAUAAAAAGAGUUGGGUUUAUCUGAAGUUGAGUUAGUUCAACUUCAAUUCAACCAAGUAGAGUUGGGAACCAUAUUAAUAAAUUAACGUUAUGUAAGUUUCGUUGUUGAUAUAAGAUUGAGAUUGAACGCUAUUUCGGUAAAAAGUGUCCAUCGGUUACUGAGGGCUUAAUAAGUUAUGGUCGGAUAACGACCGUUAUAAAAAGUUAGAUGCCAUAUCUUAAAGGCAGUAUUUGUACAAAGUUUUCUUCCGAUAACUUCUUUGGUGUUUGAUUUUCUUACUGUAUAAUAAAGGAAAUGGAUGGAAUUUAAAAUUUUGUUAUAUGGAAAGUAGGCGUGAUUGUAUAGUGUUAGAUAUCCAUGUCAAUAUAAAGCUAUUUAACGAGUUUGGUUGGAAUUGGUCCAGUAGUUUCUGAAAUAUACAACUUCACCUAAAGGUGGUGGUACCACAUCCAUUGUCCAAUUUUUAUUUCGGCUUCUAUGAAGCCUUUCCAACUACCUUAUUUGUGAAAUUUGAUAGUUCAGGAGUAUUUAUUUAGUGAGUUAUCAGAGUGCGUGUGGUGACUAUCCGAUUUCCUGUUUACAUUUUUUCUAAUCAAAAAAGAAGUUAAAUCAAUGUAUUCCAAUAAAACUGUAUAAAAUACAUAUGUUCAUAACUUCCCCAAGCCUUCUUAUCUUAUAUGUUGAUUGAUAUCAAAUGUAAGUUUAAGCAGCAUUUCGUCAUCGAUGAAUGUGUGAAUAAUUAAGUUCUUAGCCGUAAGGCAAUAAGCAUCUAAGAAAACUUAAUUUGUAUCUUGUUGACAUUAAUAUUAUAUACUAUUUGAAUAUUUACUUAUGUACCUCUCACUUUGUUAAGCUAUUUGUAUAUUUUCCCUUUAUAGGAUCUAGAAUGAGUCCUCCAAAUGUUUUAGUAACCGGAGGUGCGGGAUAUAUAGGCUCCCACACAGUCUUGGAGAUGUUGAAUGCAGGUUACAACGUGAUUUGUAUAGAUAACUUAAGUAAUGCGUAUAGCUCAGGGUCGUCUAAGCUACCUGAGUCAUUAAAUAGAGUUCAAAAACUGACUGGAAAGACUUUAAUUUACUAUUGCAUAGAUAUUACGGAUAGAGAUCAAGUUCGUUCAGUUUUUCAAGAGCACAAAAUCGAUAUGGUGGCUCAUUUUGCUGCGCUUAAAGCAGUUGGAGAAUCUUGUCGUAUACCGCUUCAAUACUAUCAUAAUAAUAUGACGGGUACAAAUGUUCUCCUGGAAGCUAUGGCUGAUAACAACGUGUUUAAAUUUGUGUAUAGCUCCAGUGCCACUGUUUAUGGUGAACCCAAAUUCUUGCCUGUAACUGAAGAUCAUCCAACCGGCAAUUGUACAAGCCCCUAUGGCAAAACAAAGUAUUUUACCGAAGAAAUUUUGAAGGAUCUAUGUAAAUCCGAUAAGCGUUGGGCAGUUGUGUCAUUGCGUUACUUUAAUCCAGUUGGAGCGCAUCCGAGCGGAUGUAUUGGCGAAGACCCCAACGGAGAGCCUAAUAACUUGAUGCCAUUUAUUGCUCAAGUGGCCGUCGGCCGUCGGGAUGUUUUGAAAAUUUAUGGUUCUGAUUUCCCAACAAAAGAUGGAACCGGAGUUCGCGAUUAUAUUCAUAUUGUAGAUCUUGCAGAAGGACACUUAAGAGCUCUGGAAAAAUUAAGAAAUGUAGCCGAGACUGGGUUUUUUGCAUAUAACCUUGGCACUGGUGUUGGAUAUUCUGUUCUUGAAAUGGUGCAUGCCUUUGAAGAGGCUAGUAAUCGAAAAAUUGAUUAUGAAAUGACCGAUCGGCGAUCUGGUGAUGUGGCAACUUGUUUCGCCAAUGCUACGCUGGCUGAAGUUUCUCUUGGUUGGAAAGCUAAACGCGGCAUAAUUGAAAUGUGUGCUGAUACUUGGCGUUGGCAGAGCAAUAACCCUAAUGGAUAUGCUUCAAAAUAAUUUAAUUUAUUUUGACAAUCAAUAACAUCAGUUAUUAAUAAGAUUGUUCGAUAAUACAAAAUUUUUAAUAGUAAUUUCUAGUAUAUACAAUUUAUCCUUCGAUAGAGUCGGAAAAAAAUAUUAUAAAAGUGUGAAACCAAAAUAAUAUAUAAUAAACAUAUUACAGAUAUUGUGCAUAAUAA